This is a messenger RNA of Silurus meridionalis, 437 nucleotides long. It is a transcript of the gene impact, whose product is annotated as impact RWD domain protein. Gene Ontology annotation, biological process: regulation of translational initiation. Gene Ontology annotation, molecular function: protein binding. The record is from RefSeq and is a predicted model, not a curated record. The transcript has 4 exons. Gene Ontology annotation, cellular component: cytoplasm. NCBI's taxonomy places the organism in Eukaryota, Metazoa, Chordata, Actinopteri, Siluriformes, Siluridae. Bases 147 to 437 code for a protein of 96 amino acids.
AGGGCACUACAUAGGGUACAUUUUCUUAUUCAUCAAGUGCACUUAUGUAGGGCGUGAUGUAGUAGUUUUGGAUGGGUCCGAGGUGUGAGUUAUUUGGUAGCACGUCUGCAUGUGUUCGUACCGAACCAGCAUGUGUUUGUAAUUAAAUGGACAGAGAUACAGGAGAUGACGGAGAUCUGCAGCGACAGGUGGAGGAAAUCGAAGCCCUUUCCUCUAUUUAUGGGGAUGAGUGGUGUGUGAUCGACGAGGCUUCUAGGGUCUUCUGCAUCAAAAUAUCAGAUGACAUUUCUGAACCCAAAUGUUCAGUGUGUCUGCAGAUCAUUCUGCCUGAAGACUACCCAAGCGCCUCACCUCCUAUAUACCAAAUUAACGCCGCAUGGUUAAGAGGUCCAGACAGAAUCACGCUAUCAAACAGCCUCGAGGAACUCUAUCUGUAA